This is a messenger RNA of Balaenoptera musculus (blue whale), 1086 nucleotides long. RefSeq names its product visual system homeobox 2 (gene VSX2). Gene Ontology annotation, cellular component: nucleus. The record is from RefSeq and is a predicted model, not a curated record. The coding region runs from base 1 to 1086 and encodes 361 amino acids. Gene Ontology annotation, biological process: regulation of transcription by RNA polymerase II. Gene Ontology annotation, molecular function: sequence-specific double-stranded DNA binding; DNA-binding transcription factor activity, RNA polymerase II-specific. NCBI's taxonomy places the organism in Eukaryota, Metazoa, Chordata, Mammalia, Artiodactyla, Balaenopteridae. The transcript has 5 exons.
AUGACGGGGAAAGCCGGGGAAGCGCUGAGCAAGCCCAAAGCCGAGACAGUGGCCAAGAGUACCUCGGGGGGCGCCCCGGGCAGGUGCACUGGGUUUGGCAUCCAGGAGAUCCUGGGCUUGAACAAGGAGCCCCCCAGCUCCCACCCGCGGGCUGCCCUCGACGGUCUGGCCCCCGGGCACUUGCUGGCUGCGCGCUCCGUGCUCAGUCCCGCAGGAGUGGGUGGCAUGGGGCUACUGGGGCCCGGGGGGCUCCCCGGUUUCUAUGCGCAGCCCACCUUCCUGGAAGUGCUGUCCGACCCGCAGAGCGUCCACUUGCAGCCGCUGGGCAGAGCGUCGGGGCCGCUGGACACCAGCCAGACGGCCAGCUCGGAUUCUGAAGAUGUUUCCUCCAGCGACCGAAAAAUGUCCAAAUCGGCUUUAAACCAGACCAAGAAACGGAAGAAGCGGCGACACAGGACAAUCUUUACCUCCUACCAGCUAGAGGAGCUGGAGAAGGCAUUCAAUGAGGCCCACUACCCAGACGUCUAUGCCCGGGAGAUGUUGGCCAUGAAAACGGAGCUCCCCGAAGACAGGAUACAGGUCUGGUUCCAGAACCGAAGAGCCAAGUGGAGGAAGCGGGAGAAGUGCUGGGGCCGGAGCAGCGUCAUGGCGGAGUACGGGCUCUACGGGGCCAUGGUGCGCCACUCCAUCCCCCUGCCGGAGUCCAUCCUCAAGUCCGCCAAAGAUGGCAUCAUGGACUCCUGCGCCCCGUGGCUGCUGGGGAUGCACAAAAAGUCGCUGGAGGCGGCAGCCGAGUCGGGGAGGAAGCCCGAGGCAGAGCGUCAGGCCCUGCCCAAGCUCGACAAGACGGAGCCGGAGGAGCGGGGUCCCGACCCCCCGGCCGCCAUGUCCCAGGAGGAACUGAGGGAGAACAGCAUCGCCGCGCUCCGAGCCAGAGCGCAGGAGCACAGCACCAAAGUGCUGCGGACUGUGUCCGGGCCCGACAGCCUGGCCCGGAACGGCGAGGAGCCGGCGCGGGAGGAGGCCACGGACGAAGACAGGCCAGCGGAGAAGCUGAGUCCGCCGCAGCUCGAGGACAUGGCUUAG